UUUGGAGCUGGCUGGAAUGCAUCAGUGAUCGGUGAGCCGAGUUAGCAGCCAGACGCAUCCAAUCCUCUUCAGUCUAGCAAACAAGCAAGCACCAGCAACAUGAAAACCGUGAUCUUUGUGCUCGCCGCCUUGGUGGCCGUCAAUGCCCAGAAUUGCUCAAGGGUUAUAACGUACGAGCAGAAAAUCGAUCCCGUCGUCUGUCCAGAUACAAAUAUGAAGCUGCCGAACUAUGAGAAUGCCUCGACCUACUACUAUUGCAACUCUAAUAAGGACGCCACCCUGACGAAUUGCGACGCCAACACCUAUUUCAACAUGGCGACGCAGACUUGCAUGACCUGCUCUGCCUACUUCCCAAGCGAAAAGUGCGAAAGCUUAAAAUUCAAUCCCUCUUGUGUGGCCAUCGCAGCCGUCACCACCGUUGCCCCCACUACGACCACCACCGCUGCUCCCACCGCUGCCCCCACCACCACCACCACUGAGGCACCUGGCGAGUCCACGACCACCACCUCAGGGGUGCCCCAGCCACCCACUGAUUCUCCUGCCACCCAAACCACCACCACCGUUUCCGACGACGACGACAUCAUCACCCCCACGGGCACCACCCAGGCCGUGCCCCAGCCCCCCUCCCCUGGCGACAGCAAUGUCCCCACUCCUGUGACUCCCCCGCCCACUGCCCCGACCAUCAACGAUGGUCCUCCAACGGCGCCCUCCGCAAUCGUGGCUUAAAAACCUGAGACGAACCCGUUCAAAAUCCCUAAACUUUCGGCUGAAUAAAGUGUGAACGCACACUAACGAUGGAAUAGAAUUUUUUGGAAACAUUUUCAAACAGCCCAAAAAUAUAUACUUUUUAAAAUUGAUCCCAUAA
Drosophila takahashii is the source of this 865-nucleotide messenger RNA. RefSeq lists its product as uncharacterized. Lineage: Eukaryota; Metazoa; Arthropoda; Insecta; Diptera; Drosophilidae. Gene Ontology annotation, cellular component: extracellular region. The record is from RefSeq and is a predicted model, not a curated record. Gene Ontology annotation, molecular function: chitin binding.